Fusarium subglutinans is the source of this 306-nucleotide messenger RNA. RefSeq lists its product as uncharacterized. Lineage: Eukaryota; Fungi; Ascomycota; Sordariomycetes; Hypocreales; Nectriaceae. The record is from RefSeq and is a predicted model, not a curated record. The transcript has a single exon. The coding region runs from base 1 to 306 and encodes 101 amino acids.
AUGGGUCACACCAGAACUUCUUCAGUGGCCUUCAUCGUCCCCGUGAGCUCAGUUCCGAAGCCUCACCACUUGCACCAUCUCACCAUCUCCUCCUUCAGUCGUCCCAUCAAAUCAGUCGUCAAGGCAGAGGGAUGCUAUCCAACUUACGUCCAUCUACGAACCCUGACAGACUUGGCGAAUCCUCCUCUCAGGCCAAAGGAUUGUUCCCAGCGAAUCAACAUCCUCCGCUGCAUCAACCGACCAUUGCCGAACUUCCAGCACCGCAACUCCUUCGACAUCCGAACCAAGACAUCAUCGCAGCUUUGA